AUGGUGGAAGGAAAUAUUCAUCCAGAAGCAAAGUGGAAGGAAGCUACACUUCCAUACGUGCUCGCUGAGGGAGUUACAUUAGACGAGUAUGAACGUCGCACCGACAAGUUUAACGUUCAUGGUUUAUGGGAAUGGGCGAACUAUAAAGUCUCGGUUUAUGAAAUUCCAGUAAAGCCACGUGAAACUUGUAUUGGUGCAAUUACUUCAGAAAUAGUUGAGAAAUGCAUUCCUGUUAAAGGAACAAAUGCCGGAAUCAUAAAACCUAGGUCAACUCGAACUCGUAUUGAUAAUUCUGGAAAAGAAGCAGAUGCGUCAUUUCGCCCUAUGAAACCACGAAUACCAGCACCAACCAGAAAUGACGGAGAUAGCGAACCAUGGCCAAAUAUCAUCGUAGAAGUUGCAUAUUCUGAAAGCAUAAAUCAUGUCUUUGAGAAGGUAAAAAGUUAUUGGCUAAAGGAUUUUAGUCGCGCACAUAACGCGAUAGUUGUUAAAAUUGAGUCAGUUUCUGAGGGCAGGAUGUCACACAUGCAAGCAUGGCACUUUUGUUCCACGGACAGAAGAACAAGAGGAGGAGGACUCCAACAUCGAACUCAUUUCGAAUUUGGUACUCAUGAUGAACGGAAAUCCGUUAAAUAUUCCACGAGGCACAUGACUCAUCAAGAUCUAUUUGGAUUGUCUCUACAAUCAAGCAUACCCUGUUCGGUUGAAGCUAAGGAACCUCCUAAAACCUUGCAAAUUGGUAUUAAGAAACGAAUUCCGGAAGGACAAUGUAGUAAGAAGACUCAAAAUGGUGAUUCAAUAGCCGUUCAUUAUACGGGAGUUUUAUUUGAGGAUGGAAAAGAAUUCGAUUCUAGUAUUACUAGGGGAGAACCUUUCACUUUUACUUUGGAAAAGAGAAAAUUAAUCAUUCCGGCUGAUCUUGCUUAUGGAAAAAGAGGAAAAAAUGCAGCUCUUAUAUUUGACGUAGAACUGAUAAGUAUUGGAAAAAAUAGAAUUGAAUUAUAA
Molecule: messenger RNA, 1005 nt
Organism: Diversispora eburnea
Lineage: Eukaryota; Fungi; Glomeromycota; Glomeromycetes; Diversisporales; Diversisporaceae
Source: the annotation of a GenBank genome assembly